UCUUCCUCCAGAGCCCAGAAGGGGCCACCCCUCACCGGGGAGGCUUCCCUCGGGAUUUGCAAACUGCAGCUGCUGAGACAAGAGGGAGAGAGGGGCGUCUCAAGGCCCCACUGGCCAUCUUGUCACUUGGACCUGGGAGCGGGUGGAUGAGCACCUCUCCUGGAGCAAGCUUCCCAGGAGGAAGGGAGCAAGGGCCAUUUCCUGUUGGAAGGCCUAUGGGUAGGCGGUGUCUGGGACUCUAGAGCCACCAGGAUGCCCCUGUGCUUCCACUCUGGACCUCUCUUGCCGCCAGGGGCUCCAGGAAAGCUUUCCAGGUGGAGAGGGAGGCUCUGGGCCUCUGCGAAGCGACAUCUCAGUGAGGCAGCUCCAUACAUUUCUCAGAGAGCUAGAUUGCUUUGUCAGUCUCCGGUCUACACUGGGACCCUUCCACCCCCUAAAGUGUUUGCUCCAGCCCCAUGGACUGCACCUCAUCCUGCCCUGGCCUCCCUGCAGUCAGCAGGAGGGGGAUUUCCCGGGCCUCUGUGUCCUUCGGGCUCAGCUCAGGAGGCCCUUGGGCUUCCUGCUACCGCCUGCACCCCUGCACGGCAGUAUGCCAUAGGUGCUCAGCAAGUGCCCAGGAAAUGAAUUCGGGAGCCCAACACUCCCAAGAGCCCCGCUACCAAGCAGUUGCCCCUCCUCCCAGGCCUCACUCUGGCUGCACCACCUCUGCCGGAAUCAUGAUCUCUGCUUCCUAAGAUUCCAGGAGCUGCAGGCAAGAUCUAUGGGCAGCCGCACCACAUUCUCGCAGGGCAUGGACACGCUGAGGCUUCUUGAACAAGUUAUACCAUGUUUCCAGAGAUGUGAGAUAGAUCUUCCAUUUCAUAACAUAUUUUAAAUGGAAAAACAUAUUUUAAAAGAAAACAUCCGUCAAGCAAUGUACAAGUAGACCAUAAGACAUACACAGAUUCCGGAAUAUUAAAAUGUGGGGGAAAGUAGAUCUUGGAUACACAGUAAAAAGAGCCCCUUGGCAUUGAGCACCUACAUGGGGUCAGCACUUCAUAUGCAGGUGACACCUUGUGUCAUGUUUCUUAGGGGUUAAAUUACGCCCCCCAAAAGAUAUGCUGAAACCCUCAUCCCCAGUACCUGCGAGGGGAGCUUAUUGGGAAAUAGGGCCUUUGCAGAUGUAGUCGAGUUAAGAUGAGGUCAUUACAACAAUCCCACUACUGGGCAUAUACCCCGAGAAAACCAUAAUUCAGAAAGACUCAUGUACCACAAUGUUCACUGCAGCUCUGUUUACAAUCGCCAGGACACGGAAGCCACCUAAGCGUCCAUCGACAGAUGAAUGGAUAAAGAAGACGUGUCACAUAUAUGUGAUGGAAUAUUAUGAAGCCAUAAAAAGAAACGAAAUUGAGUUAUUCGUAGUGAGGUGGAUGGACCUGCAGUCUGUCAUACAGAGUGAAGUAAGUGAGGGAGGAGCUACAGGCGAGGAGGGAGCCUCAGGUGAGGAGGGAGCUGUGGGUCAAGCAGGAGCUGAAGGUGAAGCACGAGUGUCAGAUGAGGAGGGAGCCGCAGGCGAUCAGGGAGCCGCAGGUGAGGUACGGGAUGGAGGUGAGGCAGGGGCUGCAGGUGAGGCAGGAGCUGAAGGUGAAGCGGGAGUGUCCGAUGAGGAGGGAGCCGCAGGUGACAGAAAUGUUGCCGGCGAGGCAGGCCGUGCGAGUAUGGCAGGAGCCGCGGGCGAGGCAAUGACUGCGGCUGAGGAAGCAGCCGUGGAAGCGGCAGGCGCCAUGGAUGAGGCAGGGCCCUCGACCCAGCAGUGGAGGCAGGCCUUGCAGCCCGUGCUAGACAACGUGGGCCACCAGGAGCUGGGAACCUUCUCUGGGAUGGAAGAGCCGGGCCCCGGGGAAGAGUCCUUUGAGAGCUGGCUGGAGCAGGCCAACGACAUGCUGCACCUGUGGCGCCACGUGUCUGAGAGGGAGAGGAGGAGGAGGCUGGUGGAGCGCGUGCGCGGCCCCGCGCUGGACCUCCUGUGCGGCCUCCUGGCGGAAGAUCCCGAGCUGGCUGCCCAGGACUGCCUGGCCGCGCUGGUGCAGGUGUUUGGGAACAAGGAGCCCCGGGGGAGUGCUCGGCUGAAGUUCCUGACCUGUGGCCAGCGGCCCCAGGAGACUCUCUCUGCGUACGUGAUGCGCCUGGAAGGCCUGCUGCGGUCGGCCCUGGAGAAGGGGGCCGUCCUCCCGGCCGAGGCGGACCAGGUGCGCGCCCGGCAGGUGCUGAUGCGGGCCCGGCUGAACGACACGCUCCAGGCGACGCUGAGGUGGAUGCAGCUGAUGAGGAGGCCUCCCGGCUUUGUGGGGAUGCUGCGGCUCCUCGAGUUGACCGAGGCCUGGGAGGCCUACCGGGCUAGCAGGGAGCAGUUCCCAGGGGAAGAAGAGGCCCGUGUGGACGUCGGAGACCUGGCAGCAGCCGCCCAGGCCGCCCCGGCCCGUCAGGCCAUCACCGCGGGCGCCGCUGCAGAUGGCACCGAGGCCUCCCCGGCCGGUGAAGAUGCCUCCACCCAGGCCGCCCUUUCCAAGGAAGGUAGCGCCGGGGCCCACCCGGCGCCUGAAGAGGCCAGUGAGGCAGUUGCCGGCACUGCCGAGGCUGGCGAGGCGGGCCCUGAAGACCAUGGUGCCGCCAGGGCAGCCCCUGGCCCUGGGGAGACCAGCAAGGCCUCCGCGGCCACUCAGGAAGAUGGAAGUGCUGCCGGCCCUGCGGGCCUAGGUCCGGCAGGACCCUCACAUGCCCCCGGAGUCCCCGUGCCUGGCCGGAUGGGCAGCGCUUCCCCGGUGGGCCCAGGAGGUCCUGGCUGGGAGCCAGAGGGCCUCGCCCAGGCAGGAGGCCAGGAGGCCGAGGAGACCCCCGAGGAGGGGCUCAAGCCUGUCCCAGAAGAGCCGGGAAAUGAGGCCGGGGCUGCAGAGCUGAGCCCCCCGGGGUCGCCCUCGGGCCAGUAGGCUCAGCAGGCCCCGGGGCCCCCAGGCUUGGAGGCAGGGGGAGGCCAGCCCUGGCAGCCUCCUGGCCCCAUGGUAGGGGCCACUCAAGGUGCCUGGGCCUCCCUCCUGAGAGGGGAUCCCUGUUCAUCAUCCCCUGGGCAGGCUGCUCCCUGUACUGGCAAGCCCCAAUGUGUCCCUGUAGGCCCCAGAGGGACCCAGGUGGCAAGGAACCCCCCAGCCCCCGCUCC
Messenger RNA from Physeter macrocephalus (sperm whale), 3193 nucleotides. RefSeq names its product paraneoplastic antigen Ma6F-like. The record is from RefSeq and is a predicted model, not a curated record. NCBI's taxonomy places the organism in Eukaryota, Metazoa, Chordata, Mammalia, Artiodactyla, Physeteridae. The transcript has a single exon. Bases 1254 to 2966 code for a protein of 570 amino acids.